This is a messenger RNA of Aspergillus campestris IBT 28561, 1620 nucleotides long. RefSeq names its product SET domain-containing protein. NCBI's taxonomy places the organism in Eukaryota, Fungi, Ascomycota, Eurotiomycetes, Eurotiales, Aspergillaceae. The transcript is spliced from 4 exons. The record is from RefSeq and is a predicted model, not a curated record. Gene Ontology annotation, cellular component: nucleus. Bases 42 to 1538 code for a protein of 498 amino acids. Gene Ontology annotation, molecular function: protein-lysine N-methyltransferase activity. Gene Ontology annotation, biological process: peptidyl-lysine monomethylation.
UUGUAACGACAUCACAGCAAGCUCAGACUGGCAUUGUGACCAUGAGACGGGAAUUUCUCCCCAUCGAGACAUUGCCCUCCUGGGCAGUUCUCAAUGACAUCUUCGCCGAUGGCGUAGCCUUUCGGAGACUGCGGUCCCUCGAGGACGGCACAGACAAGGGAUCAGCUAUCGUCGCAACGAGGGACAGACGGGACGAUGGGUCGGGACUUAACCCGCAAGUACUUCUUACAAUCCCGCUGGAUAUGGUUCUCUCGCUGCAGUCGGUUGAGAAUCAUGCUAAGUCUGAUGGGAGUCUUCGGGAGGUGUUGAAUGCGGUGGGAGAUUAUGGAAGGAUGGAUAGAGGCGCGAUCUUGAUCUUCCUGAUCAUCCAAAUGACACAUUCGAGCCCUGAUUUCGCGCACGAGCGACACCGAGUAGGAUUAUCGGGUCCCUGGACCGAAUACCUGAAAUACAUGCCCUCCGACAUACCGCUCCCGACACUAUAUACCCCGCAGGAACUGGAGCUCCUACGCGGGACCUCGCUAAGGAUCGCCGUUGACGCGAAACUGACCGCGCUGGAUCAGGAGUUCGAGAAUCUCCGGCGAGCGACGGAAGAAAUAUCGUGGUGUCAGAAGUACUGGUGGGAUGAGAAGACCGGCCGCUUGACGCUAGACGACUGGAAAUAUGUCGAUGCGCUGUAUCGGUCGCGGAUGGUGGAUUUGCCGGGGAGUGGCCAUGCGAUGGUUCCCUGUGUUGAUAUGGCCAACCAUGCGUCGGAAAGUGCUGUGAAGGCGCUGUACGAUGAAGACGAACAUGGGAACCCUAUUCUGCAACUGCGACGGGGGAAAGAGUUGAAGACAGAUGAUGAAGUUACGAUCUCCUACGGGGGAGGUAAGUCCGCGUCGGAAAUGGUCUUCUCGUACGGGUUCCUCGACAGGGAGAUGGCCGAUGCUAAGCAGCUGUCUCUCGACCUCGAUAUUCCCGACGACGAUCCCCUGAAGAUAGCCAAGAAGAUGUUCUGUAGACACGCGCCUGGGUUUAAACUAAGUUCAAACCCUGGUGCAACAGAACCACCGACUACUAGCUGGGAUAGCCCGAUCGUGUGGUGGGCCUGCGUCAACGAAGAAGAUGGACUGAACUUCAAGGUGCUGCAAACGACCGACGGAGCCCGAGAGCCCAGAGCCACGUGGAAGGGAGAAGACAUGGAGCACCCCGAUGCACUGAAAGACGUCUUGGCCGCGAAUCCUCAGUUUGAUAUUUUCCAACUCCGAGCGGUGGUGACCAUCCUGGAGCGAUUGGAAACCCAGUUUUUUGUCCUGCGCCAGACCGAGCGCGUGGUAUCGGAGAUCAGGGAGGACGAGAACAUGCGCGCCAUCUUCCGACCUGAUGUGUUCAAAACCAUCGUCAAACUACGGGAGCUGGAGUCACAGCUGAUGGAGAGGGGGAUUGAGGACCUUGAGAGCCAGCGACAAAACCUCAUGGGCAGCGAAGCAGUGAGGGCGUAUCUGAGCCAAGGAGAGGAGCAGGCUCAACCCGAAGAAGAAGACGAUUUCUCCUGAUAUGUCUUGGCGAGAAUAGAAUCUGACUCAGGCAAGCCACCUACUGUACACUAUCAUCUAUAGCGUUGUGAUGAAUAUUACG